UCUUAAAAAGCCAAAACAUAUUCUUGGCUCUGUGUGGCGUCAAUGCGCCGUAUUAGCGAUGCCAGACAGCGCGAGCGUAAACAGUCCUCAGCUUCCUCGCAUCCAGCGGGACAACAGCAGCAGUCCCUCCUCAGAGCCAGAGCGCUGACGCUUUUCUUCUUCUUUUAAUUUUACGCACAGCCAUGAUUCUGACGCACAGCGUCAAAAGUUCAACCCGGAGCCAUGUCCAGGAAGAAGGCAGCGAAGGGCAGAGGGACCUCCAAGAGCCCAAAGGCGUCUCCGAGCAGCGGGCGGACGGCGAAGGGUCUGGCCGCAGCCGGCGCGCCGUCCUCGGCUCUGGUCUACCCGAGCAGACCGUCCAUCAGCAACAGCGGCGAGUUUUACGACGUCGCCUUCAAGGUGAUGCUGGUGGGGGAUUCAGGCGUGGGAAAGACCUGCCUGCUGGUCCGCUUCAAAGACGGAGCCUUUUUAGCCGGCAGCUUCAUCUCCACCGUCGGCAUCGAUUUCAGGAAUAAAGUCAUGACCAUCGACAGUGUGAAGGUGAAACUGCAGAUUUGGGACACAGCUGGUCAGGAGCGCUUCCGCAGCGUCACACACGCCUAUUACCGUGAUGCCAACGCUCUGCUGCUUCUGUAUGAUGUCACCAACAGAGCGUCCUUUGACAACAUCAGGGCGUGGCUGACGGAAAUUCACGAGUACGCCCAGCAGGACGUGGUGGUCAUGCUGCUGGGCAACAAGGCCGACUCCACACAUGACAGGGUGGUGAAGCGAGAGGAAGGAGAGAAACUGGCCAAGGAGUUUGGAGUGCCCUUCAUGGAGACGAGCGCUAAAUCAGGCCUGAACGUGGAGCUGGCCUUCACCGCUGCGGCCAAAGAGCUGAAGCACCGGAGCAUGAAGGAACCAGACGAGCCAAAGUUCCAGCUGCAGGAGUACGUGGACAAGGAAAUGAGGGUCGGUGGCUGCUGCCGGACCUAGACCGCACCCGGUGUGUUGAUCGUGUCAGUUCUGACCGCAGCAAAAGAAAGCAGGGAUCUUAUUAUUAUUAUCGAUACCAUUAUUAUCAUUAAACUACACAAUAACCUGGAGGAUGUGUGUGCCUGGGAAUGACCCUCUCACUUUCUCAGUGACUAUAAGGCCAACCUGCUCUCCCAUAACCCACCCAUCUUCUGCAACUGUGAAUGUAAAAUAACUUGUGCAUGUCCAACACACACACACACACACACACGCACACCCACACACACACACGUUUCAGCUCAGUCCACUGCCUGCAGAAUUUAUGUUGCCCGGAUUUUCAUAUGUGAUGUACAUAUUUUAAAAAUGAUGGCUGAUUUUGUCUUUUGGGAGCUUUGUGGUUUGUUUAACGCGUUAGAGCAGAACUCGGUGGUCAUGAUGUCAUAGUUUAUCAAAUCAACAGAAUCGGAUCAAACUCACUGAUGCAGCUAAUCAGCCGUUUCUAAAGUCACUGUCCUCUUCUUGUACAGCCUAACCUGUUUUAUCGAUGAGUGUAAAACUUGAUCUGAGCCUUCGUCUGGAUAUAUGUGCUCCACAUCUCACGUUUGAAGACGUGUGAUGAGAUUCGACACUAAUCGGAAUUCAGUUUCUCUGUCAUUUUGACCCGAUAUAAAAUGUAAAGAAGUGCAUCAUCAGCAAAAGACUGUACUCUGCACUUUAUCCCUACAAAACAGAGAAUUUUCAUGAGAUAUCCAACUUAUUUAUGAUAAUUAAAAAUGCUACGAGUGCGUUUAAAUGGACAUAAACUUCGCCACUGCAAAGUAAAUAACUUGGUAUUCUGUGUAAAGGUUCACAUUAAUAAAAGUGUCUGAUUUCAAACCCCUUUCAUUAACCUCUGUGGAAAUGACUUUUACAUUUUAACUUAGUCCACUUUACCCGCCAUCAUGUGGAAUUGACUGGAAUAAAAUGAUCACAUCAAAGUCGGACCGUUCUGUCUGUAGAUGAAAAUCUGACACGUCUGAUUUAGUAGCACGUGUGGAACAGAUCUAACCUUUUGUUCGGUGACGGUAUCUAAACUGGACCCUCGAGACGGCGGUGUUCGACAUGGGUCACUUACGGCCAAAAAAGAAAAAGUCCGAUUUGGGUUGGAUAAGCCUGCUGCUGGAACGUAGUCUUGGUGUGCUGCUGGAUUUUAUCUGUGCAUAAAAAAAUACUUCAGACAGAUCUAUGCUUUAAACGACAGAUCCUCUUUCAGAGCAGGUUUCUUCUAGAUUCCUGUUAGAGUCCAAUGGCAAACCUCGACUCAUGGCCCAAAUCCUUCCUACAGCAAAACAUUUUCACUUCUGGUGAAUCAGGUCACAAUUCAAAUUUGUCUCCUGAUGCAGCAGAAAUGAAAGCCGAGGCGUCGGUGGCUGCUUUCAGACUGGCUUUAAGAAUAUUUACUGUCCGCUACCAUAGUUUCUAUAUUCUUUCAGUUUUUAUACAAUGUAGAUAUGUUAUUGUUGGUGGAUGAGAUGAACCUGUAACCAGAAUCACUAAAGUAACACCUGGAAUAUUGAACGUUUCUCGUUUUAAGGAAUGUCUGUUUCAGUUUCUCUCCGCAGCUGAGUUUUUUCCACGGAUGAAGUUGAUCUUUGUAAAAAAAAAAAAAAAAAAAUCAGUGCUGGAUGACGGUUGAUUUCAAGUCAAAAAGACUCUUGGCUUUGUUCUUCAGAUGCAUCAUAAAGAUGCCGUCAUGUGUUUUCUUUUCUGAUGACUAAAGCACUUUUCGUGUAAAUGAGAGAAAUAACUUCACUCGUGGUCUUGUGAUUUGUAUCUCGCAAUUAUUUAUAUUGUAAAUUGUUCAAGAAUAAAUUCUGUCAGAUUCUU
Poeciliopsis prolifica (blackstripe livebearer) is the source of this 2820-nucleotide messenger RNA. Its product is annotated as ras-related protein Rab-26. The record is from RefSeq and is a predicted model, not a curated record. Gene Ontology annotation, molecular function: GTPase activity; GTP binding. Bases 223 to 975 code for a protein of 250 amino acids. The transcript is spliced from 10 exons. Gene Ontology annotation, cellular component: endosome; Golgi apparatus. Lineage: Eukaryota; Metazoa; Chordata; Actinopteri; Cyprinodontiformes; Poeciliidae.